UCGUCACAGGAAACUCACAUAGAGAACCAGCCGAACAUGGCCGAGAAGAGCAAGGUUCUUCUUCUUUCUUUGUUUCUCUCUCAACAACCGGCUUGCGAUUAAAGAAGAAGGAAACGAAUAUUAUAAUGAUUGACCCUAAACCCUAGAAGCCAGUCCUCCUCUGUUUUUGGCCGCAUUUUCGUUCCCUUGAUGUUCCGUAUUCUUGAAGCAAUACGUUGAUUUCAAUUCUCCCUCCAUCGCUGAGCAGUUUGAAUGUGGUUUUUAUGGUUUUUGUGAGGAAUUGUUCAACGGGAUCCACUGUUGGAAGGCGGCGUUGAUGAAGCUGCUUCGUCGAUGCCAGAGGAUUCUGAUCCUCUCUCUGCUAUCUUUCUCUGUUAUUGCUCCAUUGGUUCUUGUUUCUCACCACCCCAAGAUCAUCACUUCUGAUGGGCGGAGGGAGUUCAUCGAGGAUUUAUGGAGCAGGGCUUAGUUGUUAUUCUUUCACUGCAAAUUUGUUUUCAGUUCCCGAUUGUUCUUUGCAGAAGUGGAGAGAUGUUGAAGCACUUAACUCAAUCGGACAGGAAGCGGGCGAAGGCUUGAAAGAACCCAAAUCUAUUGUUUUGGAAGAUAAAAGUUUUCAUCCUAGAGAAGGAAAUAACUCCCUUGAUUUUGGAAGUAAACCAAACGAAGUAAAUAAUGAUACACGGUUUGAGAAUGAUGGGAAAAAGGAACAUUCUUUUAAUGCAACUGGACGACAGGAUAAUAAUGUGCAUGGUCAGUCAAGGGGAGUGAGAGAUGUGGAAAUAGAGACAAAGUAUCCACUAUCUAAUCGGAGUACUGUCAAGCACGAUAACAGUGCACGCACAGCCAAGUCUAGAUCUAUAGAUUAUAAGGUAAAGGAGAUCAUAGAUCAACUGAUAAGAGCCAAAGCCUACCUAAGUUUUGCCCCACCAGGUAGUAAUUCUCAUCUGAUGAAAGAGUUAAGGCUACGAAUCAAAGACUUGGAACACGUAGUUGAGGAAGUUACUAGGGAUUCUGAAUUGACAAAGAGUGCUUUGCAGAAAAUGAAAAGUAUGGAGUCUUCAUUAGUAAAAGCAGGCAAUGCUUACCCAGACUGCUCGGCAAUGUCUUCAAAGCUUCGGGCUAUGGCUGAAACUGCUGAAGAGCAAGUUCGUAUGCAAAAGAAGCAAGCUACUUAUCUUCUAAAUCUUGCUGCAAGCACCACCCCUAAAGGCUUUCAUUGUCUAUCGAUGCAAUUGACUUCUGAGUACUUUGCUUUGCAACCUUCGGAGAGGCUGCUUCCUGAACAGAAUAAGUUGCACGACACUACAUUGUAUCAUUAUGCUGUCUUCUCCGACAACGUUUUGGCUUGUGCAGUUGUUGUCAAUUCCACUAUUUCAAGUGCUAUGGAACCGGAAAAAAUUGUCUUCCACUUGGUGACCAAUUCAUUGAACUUACCAGCAAUGUCCAUGUGGUUCUCACUAAAUCCUCCCGGAAAAGCCACAAUUGAGGUCCUGAGCAUGGAAAACUUUAAAUGGCUAUCCACGGAGUAUGAUUUAGGAUGGACGAUGCAAAAUACUAGUGACCCAAGGUUUACUUCCGAACUCAACUAUCUGCGGUUCUAUCUGCCAAAUAUCUUCCCUUCCCUGGAUAAGGUCAUACUUCUUGAUCAUGAUGUGGUGGUGCAAAAGGAUUUAUCUGGUUUGUGGCACGUUGAUAUGAAGGGGAAGGUGAAUGUUGCUGUUGAAACUUGUAAAGAAAGUGAAGUUUCUUUUCUACGGAUGGAUACGUUCAUCAACUUCUCAAAUCCUCUGAUUGCCGAUAAGUUUGACUAUAAGGCAUGUACGUGGGCAUUUGGGAUGAACGUAUUUGAUCUCAGACGGUGGAGGGAAGAAAAUUUAACUGCUCUCUACCAUAAAUAUCUACGAUUGAGUAAUGAACGGCCAAUCUUGAAGGGUGGAAGCUUGCCUUUGGGGUGGGUCACAUUCUAUAACCAAACAACAGCGGUGGAGCGACAAUGGCAUGUGCUCGGACUCGGCCAUGACUCUACCGUGCCACAAGACGACAUCGAGAAGGCAGCUGUUAUACACUACGACGGUGUUAGGAAGCCAUGGUUAGACGUUGGAUUUGGAGAAUACAAAGAGUUUUGGAUCAAACACAUAGACUUCAACAACCAAUAUUUGGAACAGUGCAACAUCCACUGGUAAUUAAUGAGCAGCAAACAAAGCUUAGAGGCUUGUUUAUUAGAUGUGAGGUUUAGUUACUUUUUCUUAGAAGGCUUCCUAAUUCUCUCCAUUUUUUCAACUUCCAUACCUAUUCUUCAUGUAAAUUACCACUCAUUCUUUCCCCAGAAAUAUGUAUUUUCUUUAUACCAUAACCUUGUAGGGAAGUUGAAUUAUAGUGAUGAUUGAAAAUAAGAAAUUCCAGCUUUGGUUUGGUUA
This is a messenger RNA of Cucurbita pepo subsp. pepo (vegetable marrow), 2420 nucleotides long. Its product is annotated as putative galacturonosyltransferase 6. Gene Ontology annotation, molecular function: polygalacturonate 4-alpha-galacturonosyltransferase activity. The record is from RefSeq and is a predicted model, not a curated record. NCBI's taxonomy places the organism in Eukaryota, Viridiplantae, Streptophyta, Magnoliopsida, Cucurbitales, Cucurbitaceae.